This is a messenger RNA of Seriola aureovittata, 3463 nucleotides long. RefSeq names its product proline rich 5 like (gene prr5l). Bases 305 to 1303 code for a protein of 332 amino acids. Gene Ontology annotation, cellular component: TORC2 complex. The transcript has 9 exons. Gene Ontology annotation, biological process: TORC2 signaling. NCBI's taxonomy places the organism in Eukaryota, Metazoa, Chordata, Actinopteri, Carangiformes, Carangidae. The record is from RefSeq and is a predicted model, not a curated record.
AAGAGAAGCGGCAGUUGUUCUCACUUCAGUUUCUGUGUUUGAGUUUUACUGGAGGAAGUGCUCUCUCUCUCUCUCUCUCUCUCUCUAUAGUUCUCUGUCUCUCUAUCUCACAGACACCGAGCUUCACUUUGAGUUUGUUCCCGCCGAAAGUGUGGCGAUGUGCGGGGACAGAGAGCCGGAGGCGCCGCUGAGGAGGAGGAGGAGGAGCCGCUGAGCUUUUCAUCGUCUCCGUGAGAACCGAGGACGCUUUUAUCCGCCGACAGAGACACAGCGGGGAAGCGACUGUACGCAGCAGACAGAGUGCAUGAUGGGAUCUUUCCGGCGUCCCAGGCCCCGGUUUAUGAGUUCUCCGGUUCUGUCGGACCUCGCCCGGUUCCACGCCAGCUCGCCUUCUCUACAGAUCUCCAACACCAGCGUGUGGAACAGCGUCCAAUCAGCUGUGGUCAAGGUGUUCCAGGGCGGAGCUCUGCAGACUAACGAGCUGUUCACGCUUAACGAGAGCAUCAGGUGGCUCCUAAAAACAGAGAUGGGCUCCUUCAUCACCGACUACUUCCAGAACCAGCUGCUGACUCGAGGUCUGUCUGAAGUCCUGGACCAGAUCCUCCUCCACUCCGGUGACGAUCAGCUCGCUGUGCUCGCGGACAUGUGGGACAGAUUCUUCACAGAGACCCUCCCCACCCUGCAGGCCAUCUUCUACCCCGUCCAGGGUCAGGAGCUCACGGUGAGACAGAUGGCUCUGCUGGCCUUCAGAGACCUGGUUCUGUUGAAGCUGCACCUGGAGGAAACUCUAGGAGCCGCCGCCUCCGUCCCCCCACCUGUCACACAGAUGCUGCUGGUGCUGCAGGGUAUCCAUGAGUCCGGUGCACCCAGUCUGGAGUAUUACCAGCUGGAGCGUCUGGUGGAGAUCGUCGUGUCUCCGUAUCUUAGCAACGUUCUGCAAAACAGGAACCAGCAGCUUUUAGAGUCCCGUCAUCUGCGGUCGUCGGGGUUGUUGCUAGGCGACCAGCCAGAGAUCACCAUCACUCAGCAUCACAGCUCCUCGGACUCGUCGUCUCUGGCCCCCCUGGUGGAGCAGGAGGGCGAGGCUUACCUGGAGAAGGUGGGGGGGGUGCGGCGCCACACAGUGGCCAACGCACACUCCGACGUCCGGCUGCUGUCUGCGUCGGGCAGGAUGCAUGCUGGGACAGAGAACGACAAUGGGGUGUUGGUAGGGGGCGGGUCGAUGACUCCCAGGCCCUUCUCCAGCCAACCAGACAUGGUGGAGUCUCCGAGGGGAGGAGUCAUCUGCCUCCCCGACAGCUAGCUGAGGAACGACAGUCAGACGUGACGGAGAACUGAACCCGACAUGAUGACAGACGACUAAUGAGACAAAAAGACAAGAUGGACAAGACAACAAACGACGAGGAGACAAAACAAAACAAGAGAACCCGACAGAACCCUACAGAACCUGAGGAACCCACAGGAACAGACUGUAAAUCACAGUAUCAGACGCUUCAUGUUUUGGUGAAUUUUCCCUUUUGAAUAAAAAAAUGAGGGGGGGGGGGUCCAGGGUCCACCUGGUGUUUUUUUCUACUUUUUAUUCCUCUGUGUGACAGUCGGAGUGGCAGCCAUUUUGUUUUCAGGUUGUCCGUCCGUCUCGUUCUCAUGGACACGACGUCUCAGUAACACUGCGAUGGAACUUCUUCAAAUUUGUGAAAUGCAAACGUUCACUUGGACUUGAGGAUGAAGUGGUUAGAUUUUGGGGGUCAAAGGUCAAAGAUCAAGGUCAGUGUGACCUCACAAAAAGCUUUUUUAGCCAUAACUCAAGACUUCACAGAAACUUUCACACCAAUGGUUCAUAUUGUCUCUGACUCUGGAUAAACAGGAAGUGACCUGGAACUAGUCUGAGUGGCGGAGGGAUACGACCACGAGGAGGCGGCUCUACUUCUUUAACUGGACAUAAAAAUGAAGUUGGUCAGGUCGUGAUCGUUCAACAGAUCAGCUGUGUCGGGUUUAAACUGUGAGGGAGGAGCAGAGGGAGAGAGAGGUAAAGAUACUGAGGUGAAGAGGACAGGUGUAUACAGGUGUAACAGGAAGUGUGUGACUGUAGUCUGGCUACUUAUUAACACAGUACACAGCUCAUAGAGAUGUUUAAGGAGGAUAUUUCCACACCUCACAAGGAUAUGAUCAUCUGACGUCCAUGGCGAUCACACGUCCGUUCACUGGCCCUGAAAUCACAGAAAAAAAAGACACAUCUUCUACUUCAGAGCUUCAUUGAGAAUCUUCCUGGUUUCAGCUUUUCUGUUGAUGAUGAUGAUGAUGCGGAUGAUGAUGAUGAUGAUGUGGAUGAUGAUGAUGAUGUGGAUGAUGUGGAUGAUGUGGAUGAUAAUGAUGUGGAUGAUGAUGAUGUGGAUGAUGAUGAUGUGGAUGAUGAUGAUGAUGUGGAUGAUGAUGAUGUGGAUGAUGAUGAUGAUGUGGAUGAUGAUGAUGAUGAUGUGGAUGAUGAUGAUGUGGAUGAUGAUGAUGAUGUGGAUGAUGAUGAUGUGGAUGAUGAUGAUGAUGUGGAUGAAGUUGACCACGGCCAACAAUUAAAAGUGGUGUGUAAUUAAAACCUAGUUCAUAAUUGUAUUGUAGCUGAUGCAGGAGAGAGAGUGUAUGGGUGUGUGGCCAAGCAGAGAUAAGACAUUCAAGUGACGGUGAUGUAAUAUGUUGCAUUAUCAAUAGUGAUGCACGGGGGGGGGGGUACACUGUCACCUUUCCCUCCCCACUUGAGUUUACAGCAGGACAGGAAAACAAACACACGACGAGAGCAGCAGAAAACACAGAGGACAGGAAACGAGAGGAAGGAGGACGGGACAGGAAACAGGACAGAGGAUGUGAUCGUACCAGACUCUUCCUGUCCCACAGCUCCAGCAGCUCUGACUGUAACUGGGCCGGACACACUGUGACUAGGAUUGUACUAAUCCUCUGGUCCUGGAUCUGCUCUGACCCCUCAGGUCAUGUAAAUAUCUUCUCUUUUAGACUUGAUACUGAACAAUAAAGAUUAAAGUGAAACUCAUUAAAAAGUUGUUAUUCUUCUGCCUUCAGCUUGUUUUGUUUCUGGAUCGUCUGGUUGCAGCAGUUGUGGUAAACGUUCGGGUGAAAUGUGUUGCCCAGUGUUUGAAUGAAGUCCAGUCAUAAAUGCAGUGUCACACUCACAUGUCACUCACUAUAAACUGGUGAGUGUCUCUCAGUGGGACAGAGGUAAUAAGGAUAUACUGUACAACAUGAGUUAAUGUUUAGUUUGAGUUCAUCUUCACACACGUCAUGUAUGGAUGUGAUGUAGUCCCAUGAGGAACAGUUGUAUCACCACGUGUUGUAAGUCUGACAUGGUUAAAGUGUAAAAUGUGGUCACCAGGAAGGAUUCCUUCACACAGUGGUAACUUGUAUGUACAUCAUGCUUCUCGAUAUAUAAAGAUAUCAAUAAAUGACUCUGUUUCUGUUU